GUACGGCCCCACACAACGAAAGAAAUCCAACUCCCGUCGCCCUAUACCCCGCAUAACGCCGUCAAGAUGUCUAAUGUCGCAGGACGCACCGACUGGGCCGAAGAGGACGACGAUGACCAGGUCGCCCUCCCCGCGCCCCAGGUGACGAAGAACAAGGACGGCACCGAGACGAUUGUGACGUACAUUAUGCGCGAGGACGGCAAGAAGAUCAAGACGACGCGGCGGAUCAAGAAGACGGUCGUGAAGACGACGGUGAACCCGCGCGUCGCCGAGCGCAAACAGUGGGCCAAGUUCGGGCAGGAAGCCAACAAGCCCUCCGGGCCGCAGAGCGACACGACGUCGGUGGCGGAGAACAUAGUCUUCCGGCCGCAGGCCAACUGGAAGGCGUCGGCGGACGACAAGAGCGAGCACGAGAAGAAGAAGGCCAACCUCAAGGACGCCAAGAUCAAGUGUCGUAUUUGCAGCGGCGACCAUUGGACCACCAAGUGUCCCUUCAAGGACACCAUGGCGCCCGAGGGCGAGGCCGGUGCCGGCGUUGGCGACCUCGAUGAGCCUGAGGCUGCUGGUGCCCUGGGCGGUGGUGGCAGCAGCUACGUGCCGCCGCAUCUGCGCAACCGCGCCGGUGGGGCGGUGGGCGAGAAGAUGGGCGGCAAGUACGAGCGCGACGAUCUCGCCACCCUGCGUGUCACCAACGUCAGCGAAUUCACCGAGGAGCAGGACCUGCGCGACAUCUUCUCCCGCUUCGGCCACGUCACCAGAGUCUUCCUGGCCAAGGACCGCGAGACGGGCCGCGCCAAGGGCUUUGCCUUUGUCAGUUUCGCCGACAGGGACGACGCCAAGACGGCAUGCGAGAAGGUGGAUGGAUACGGUCUCGGCCACCUUAUCCUGCGCGUCGAGUUUGCGAAGAAGUCUACUUAGCUUGCGGUUACCCCGAGAAUGUGCAUCAUGUAUGGCGUUGGCUCUUUCAUCUGCUCUCAGAUGGUUAUGUCUUUCUUCUUUUGGGAGAUGACUGGUCCACUUUAGAUUUGCUGUUGCGUGCACCCAAAAAUCAACGACCUCGUAGCUUCAGCGUCCUGCCCAAGUCGUUCCAUUUCUGCGCACGAGUCCAGCUUCCUCGGCUCAGCGAAAUCACGCCGCCGUUUUGUCCAGUGCUGUUGAAAUUGGCAGUCUUCAGCGCAAAUUUACAGUGCGGCAGUACCUUAUAGAUUCACAUUCAGUCUGAGAAAGAGAACAGGCACGCUGUUCAUUUUCCGGCG
Messenger RNA from Aplosporella prunicola CBS 121167, 1256 nucleotides. RefSeq lists its product as uncharacterized. Gene Ontology annotation, cellular component: cytoplasm; eukaryotic translation initiation factor 3 complex. Lineage: Eukaryota; Fungi; Ascomycota; Dothideomycetes; Botryosphaeriales; Aplosporellaceae. The coding region runs from base 67 to 918 and encodes 283 amino acids. The record is from RefSeq and is a predicted model, not a curated record. Gene Ontology annotation, molecular function: translation initiation factor activity; RNA binding. The transcript has 4 exons.